AUGUUUCGAUGCGCAGUUUGUUCGCUCCAUUCCGGUGCAUUUGGGACUGCUGAAGAACUGGAAAUACACAUUGCUUCCGAUCACAUCAUCCACAUACCAUAUGAAUGUGAACGAUGUCGGUUUUCGAAAUUUCCAACCGAAUUUGCCCUAAUCAGUCACUGUACGACUGAUCAUGGAUUAAAAGAAUUCUAUGUUAAAUACAAGGUCACCCCGGACUUUCAACGGAAGCGCGAGAAAAUUCGAGAACUCUUGCAGCAUUCCAUUACAUUGUCGAAGAUUCCAGUCGGAAAUCAUAAACGACGG
Messenger RNA from Gongylonema pulchrum, 303 nucleotides. Lineage: Eukaryota; Metazoa; Nematoda; Chromadorea; Rhabditida; Gongylonematidae. The record is from the annotation of a GenBank genome assembly.